This is a messenger RNA of Ostrinia nubilalis (European corn borer), 939 nucleotides long. RefSeq lists its product as uncharacterized. The record is from RefSeq and is a predicted model, not a curated record. The transcript is spliced from 7 exons. NCBI's taxonomy places the organism in Eukaryota, Metazoa, Arthropoda, Insecta, Lepidoptera, Crambidae. Bases 88 to 939 code for a protein of 283 amino acids.
AAGUGCGUUAUUUGUAAUAAGAGGCGAAGUCGUGGUGGAUCACCCUUACUUUUGAGUAGGUUUCCUCUGGAUUCUGACCGUUGUCGAAUGUGGGUUAAAAAUGCUGGCUUAGAAGACUUAGCAUAUGUACCUAUUGAAAAGUUACACCAACUGAAGUUUGUUUGUGGUGGGCACUUCACUCCUGAAUCCUUCAAUUCCAAAGGAACUCGGCUGAAGAACUCAGCUAUUCCAACACUGGAAUUGAGCAAUCCCAUCUUGCCAGAUGAAGUUUUGACAGAGUUUCCUCUUCAUGUAAAAGACUCCAAUAAAGAAAACCUCAAGACAGUUCUUUAUGAUCAUUCAUAUUGCAUUCCAAAGAAGUCAAAUCCAGUUGAACGAGUUCCCCUUACAACUACAACCAAACAACUAAAUUCAACAUGUUUGGGAGCUGUGGAUAUACCAGAUUCUGGUAUUUCUGCGAAAACAACUUUUGAACCUCUUCCUUCUACUUCCAAUGCACCAGAACAUAUGACCUAUAAACCCAUUACUCAUGAUGAUAAAAACAUUUGCCAUCAAGAUGCACAGGCAGAAAUAUUAGUCCACAGUUAUAAAAGACCUAAGAAAAACAUUGAAAUGAAAGACACUUCAUCAACAUUUACAAUUAAAGAGAAGAGGCUUUGGCGACAGUUACAAAAUGCAAAAAAAACAAUAAGGAAUAUAGCGAAGUCAAGAGUGAAUUUAGACAAGUUAGAUUCGGAAGUGCUGACAUCGUUAGUAAAGGAUGUAGUGCAGAAUAACAAAAAAAAGUCACAAGGAAAAAGGUGGACUUUAGCCAACAAAAUAUAUGCUUUGGCUAUAUUUAAACGGUCCCCUAAAGCAUACCGCUAUAUGCAAAAGCUGUUUACGCUACCAAGCACUAAAACGCUCCAAAGGAUUUUAAAAAAUACCAAUGGACCAUAA